Messenger RNA from Drosophila grimshawi, 1064 nucleotides. Its product is annotated as mitochondrial inner membrane protease subunit 2. Gene Ontology annotation, cellular component: mitochondrial inner membrane peptidase complex; membrane. The coding region runs from base 141 to 650 and encodes 169 amino acids. The transcript has 2 exons. The record is from RefSeq and is a predicted model, not a curated record. Gene Ontology annotation, molecular function: serine-type endopeptidase activity. Gene Ontology annotation, biological process: mitochondrial respiratory chain complex assembly. Lineage: Eukaryota; Metazoa; Arthropoda; Insecta; Diptera; Drosophilidae.
AUUCCAAAAGCUCAACCAAAACCUAUUUCAUAUGUAUGUAUGCAACUAAAUGUGCUAGCUGUGGUGAAUUAUUUGUAACUAAUUCGAUAAGGGAAAGGAACUCAAGCAUUGCCAGAAAAUAGACACUAAGCCAUGCCGUCAUGGCAUUUCGUCGCUUUGGUAAAUCCUUGCUCUACGGUUUGCCACUGGGCAUCACGUUUCUCGACUGUGUCGGCUAUGUGGCCAGAGUUGACGGUACUUCGAUGCAACCCGCUUUGAAUCCAAUUGCAGAUGAGCGCGACUAUGUGUUUCUGUUGCGUUGGGGCUUACACAGCAGCGCCGUUGAACGGGGUGAUAUUAUAUCGUUAACUUCGCCCAAGGAUCCAGCGCAGAAGAUCAUCAAGAGGGUUGUUGGCAUGCAAGGCGACGUAGUCUCCACGCUCGGUUACAAGCACGAGAUUGUCCGCGUCCCCGAUGGCCACUGUUGGGUGGAGGGAGAUCAUACGGGACACUCCUUGGACAGCAACACUUUCGGCCCUGUGGCCCUCGGUCUGAUGUCUGCGCGAGCAGUCGCUAUAGUUUGGCCACCCGAGCGUUGGAGACUGCUUAAGAAUGAGCUGCCACGACGACGUCGACCCGUCCAGGUGGCAAAGACCAGUUACUACAACUAGCCUAAAGACUGAGUCCCGAGUGCGGUUGUUUGAUUCCCCCAUUGCAGUAGUCAUCUCACUGUUUGUACAUAUAUAUGUAUAUAUAUAUAUAUAUUUUUUAAUUAUCUAUAUUGUGUUCAUGGGUGCGUCGCUACUUUCCCAUCAAGCAAAAGUCAUAUUCAAAAUUGAAAAUUGACCGUAAAAAUAAAAUAAAGUGGAAAUUGGAAUUUGCUUGAAUAUAAAUUUUAAGAACAUUUGUAAUGGCGCCAAAAGUACCCGCGUCAUGUAUACGUAUGUAGAAUAUAGUAAAAUUAUAGUAAAGGAGGUAAAUUAGAUAAUCGGAAUAAUUUUCGGGUUCUUUCAUUUCAGAUUUUCAUCUUUUGUUUCUUAAAUCGUUUGAAUAUAAAUUGUUUGAGAACAAUGACUUCAAUCAAA